AUGUCUUCUUUCUCGGCCCCUUCAUUCUAUCUAUCGCCAUCAAAGGCGGCCUUGCAGCUACAGUAUGCUGGCAAGAAUCUCAAAGAUAUCCCAACUCCCGCGGCAGUUUUGGAUCUGGCUCCAAUUAGGANNAGGAACUGCAAGGCAAUGCUGGAAGCUACCAAAGCUCUUGGACUUGGUUUCCGUGCACACGUUAAGACUCAUAAAACCACCGAGCUCGCCCAAUACCAAAUGGGCCACGAUUCCAAGGAUAUCAGAUUGAUUGCUUCUACUGUCUCAGAAAUUGAGAACCUUGUACCAUAUUUGCUUGCAUGCAUGUCUCAAGGCGCGAGUAUCAAUGCGAGUCUCUCUACGCCACAUUUGCCAACGGGGCUAAUCCUUUAUAGGNUCCUCUAUGGUCUACCUGUUGCUUUGUCUCACAUACCACGCCUUGCAGCAGUUGCACGUGUGCUAGGCGAAGGGGCUGUGGGACUCUUCGUUGACCAUCCUCGACAGGUAGAACAUCUUGCAAGCUUGGAAGGUUCUGAUUGGCCAGGAUGCGUUCCUCUUUAUAUCAAGAUUGCCGCUCCUAUCCCAAGAGCUGGUUUAUCCNCCCAAUCUGCCAGUAUCGACUCCUUGGUACGAGCUAUCGCACAGACGCCAAAGGUUCACCUGGUCGGCGCCUACGCUCAUAUGGGCGAAAGCUAUGGAUCCAACAGUCCACAGGAGGCCCUUGAAUUUCUCAUGAGUGAGGUCGGAGAUGCAAAGGCGGGAGCGGACCAAAUAAUACAGGCUCUGCCAAAGGAGCGAACAAGCAGGCUGACGAUCUCACUUGGCGCAACUCCAACGGCUACGGCUGUCCAAAAUGCUCUUGUCAAGACUGAGGGGAACCAAAAGUUCAGAAAGUUCAUUGAGGAGGUCAGAGAGAUGUACGAUGUCGAGAUUCAUGCUGGUGUUUAUCCAGUAUUGGAUAUGCAACAGCUUGCAACACGCGCCCGUCCGACCAGCGUUGAUGGCAAACCACUCCUCUCCACGGAAAACCUGAGUCUGCGCAUCUUGGUCGAAGUCGCAAGCACUUACGAUGAGAGAGACAAGCCGGAGGCUUUGAUCGCAGCUGGCUCAAUAGUGCUCGCUCGAGAGCCGUGUAAAAGUUAUCCAGGAUGGGGAGUGGUAACGCCUUGGACAGGCGGCUCAGUCCCUGCUGAGACUUUCCCAGUAUAUGAUCCUGAGGGAACCAAGACAGGUUGGAUCGUUGGACGUAUAUCUCAAGAGCAUGGAAACCUUACGUGGGAGGGCUCAACGGAUGGCAUGCGUAAACUCGAGAUUGGCGAAAAGGUGAUGAUAUGGCCCAACCAUGCUUGUAUGGCCGGGCCAAACUUCGGUUAUUAUGUCGUGGUUGAUGGCGAUAGCUCCGAGCCUGACAAGAUUGUAGAUGUCUGGACUCGCUGGCGUGGAUGGUAG
Molecule: messenger RNA, 1440 nt
Organism: Aureobasidium musti
Lineage: Eukaryota; Fungi; Ascomycota; Dothideomycetes; Dothideales; Saccotheciaceae
Source: the annotation of a GenBank genome assembly